AAAGCGCAGCAGAAGCUGCUUUGCAUCGGAUCCUGAUCACUCGCAGUGUAGAGCCGUUGCUCAGGAUGCCUGUCGAAAUGCACAAUAGGAACACAAAUUGAACACCAUGUAACCGCUGGAUUCUUCGAUGGGCAACGUCUCCCGCGGCGCGCGCCCUCCUCGAUGCAGACGGUGAUGCGGCGAGGUGUGGGUGUGCGCUCCUGAAGACCGCGGAGGAGAGGAGAGGAGAGGAGAGAAGAGGAGAGGAGGAGAGGAGGAGAGGAGAGGAGAGGAGAGAGGAGGAGAGGAGCAGCCCUCAGCCGCCGCAGCAGCAGCAGCACGCCGCGCAUGAUGUGUCUUGACUCCCUGCCGUUUUCCAUCCUCUCGGCUCAAGUCGACUGAAGCGGCCGACAGGACCUAAAGACAUUUCCCCCAGCAGCAACAGCCAGAGAAUCAAGAUGAAAUUUCCGACUGAGAAUCCAAGAAAACCAGGGAGCAUGAACCCUCCACCAGUGGCAGUGCAAACCAACCUGGUCCCCCCGAAGAAGGUGCAGCCAGGCAUGCUUCAGUCCAGCCUGGUGCACGCAAGCGUUGCCACCAUGCAGAACCCAAUGGGCUGCGCUCUGCCCCGGCUCUCUGUUUCCUCCCGCCCUGCCAGCAUGGUGGCCAGCAUGGAGGCGGUGGCUGACGGCACAGCCCCAUUCACUAUGAUGAAGCUGAAAACAGUGCUGGCGGUGUUUGUGGUGGUGGUGGCCUACCUGGUGGCAGGGGGCCUAGUGUUCCAGGCGCUGGAGCAGGCCUUUGAAAACAUCCAGAAGAUCACCAUCACAGCAGAGAAGGCUGCCUUCCUGCAGAAACACCCGUGUGUGUCCCCCGACGAGCUGGAGGCUAUCAUCAAGCACUCUGUAGAGGCUGUGAAUGCUGGAGUGAAUCCGAUCGGUGACACAUCCUACAACUCCAGUCACUGGGAUCUGGGUAGUGCCUUUUUCUUCGCUGGAACUGUCAUCACAACAAUAGGUUACGGUAACAUUGCCCCAAGCACUGAGGGAGGGAAGAUUUUCUGCAUUCUGUAUGCAAUAUUUGGCAUCCCGCUGUUUGGAUUCCUGCUGGCUGGCGUCGGGGACCAGCUAGGUACCAUAUUUGUCAAAAGCAUUGCCAAGGUGGAGAAGAUGUUCCGGAAUAAUCACAACCAGAUCAGUCAGACUAAAAUUCGUGUGGCCUCCACCCUCCUCUUCAUCCUUGCUGGCUGCAUCCUUUUUGUCACCAUCCCAGCAGUGAUCUUCAAACACAUUGAGGGCUGGACGGCUCUGGAGUCCACAUAUUUCGUGGUUAUUACUCUGACAACAGUUGGAAUAGGUGACUAUGUGGCAGGAGGAGACCGGAGGAUUGAGUACCGGAAGUGGUACAGACCACUGGUGUGGUUCUGGAUCCUGGGUGGUCUAGCCUACUUUGCUGCCGUGCUGAACAUGAUUGGUGACUGGCUGAGGGUGCUGUCCAAAAAGACAAAAGAAGAGGUUGGAGAGAUCAAGGCUCACGCAGCAGAGUGGAAAGCAAACGUGCGUGCAGAGUUUCGGGAGACGCGUCGGCGUAUGAGUGUUGAGGUCCAUGACAAGCUGCAGCGAGCCGCCACCAUCCGGAGCAUGGAGAGAAGGCAGCUGGGCCUGGACCAGCGUGCUGUGUCCCUAGACAUGCUUUCCCCAGAGCGCCGUGCCAUCUUCAACAGUCUGGACACCAACAGUUAUAAGACUGCUUCCCAGGAGAGCAUUGACACCAAGCUGAACAACCUCCGGCUGCGGGGCAUCGAGCAGUGCGACCGGCGCUCCAACCACCAAACCACGUCUGAGGAUAACAUUUUCAACCGUCUGGGCUCUGUCACCAAGCUGGCCAAGCGCAACAGGAAUCGUGACCUGAAGAAGAACAUCCCGGACGAGGCCCGCCGACCUCACAGCGAGGCCUAUGGCUGCAGCUUUGACUGCAGCACACCCUCUGCAGAUGAAGGGAAAAGGAAGGACUAUGGAGAAGAUGAGAAUGAAGAAAAGGAGUGCAACACUAGCUUGUCGGAGUUUCCACUGUUUGUGGAAGCUUGCAAGCCACAUAAUGGGUUUAUACCUGAGCAGACCAAAGAGAAUGAGAAUGAGAAAACACUUGAAGCAAAAGAGCUGCAUUUUCAGAUGGGCCCAUAGACAGAGUGUAUUCCUACAAGAGGUUAUAAAUACCACCAGUAGUGCCUUGGAUCUCCCUCAAUCCAGUGUGUGCUUAAGCUCUUCGUGCUAAAUAUUGUAAUGUUCACAGUAUUCACUGUGUCUUAUGGAUCUGAUGAGACACAUUGUGUUUUAUAAAUGUAAGACCUGGUAGGGUGUCUUCAAUUGUGCUCUGCCAAAUGGUGGUCAUAUUAAAAAAAGUUGUUAGGUGUUAUAAUAACUUUGAUCCUAGUUCUGCAGCUGUGGCCAUUAUUUCUCUCAGUAAUGCUAACACUCAACUAAGCUAAAGUAAUGUCAAUGAGAUGUACUCUAACAUAUGCGUACGUCAACCAGCAAAAAUGAACGCAACUGCAGCUGGCUUAUGAGCCCCGACAAAGUUUUAGGUCAGUCUUGUGUAUUGUCUGUAUGUCGGGCGCAGAAAUUCUGUUUGGUUGACAGCAUUGAUGAUUCACAUGUAUAAUAAACCUACCAGUGUGACAGCUGUUGUUAAUUUUAGCAUAAAAUACAUAUUUUCCUGCACAAAGUCCAGAACCAACAAGGCCACACUGUACAUGCAGCCCAUAAUGUGUGUCCGACUGUACAUGACGACAUACACAACAACACGUCCACUUAUCCAGACAACGAGUUUGGUAUCAAAGAAAGUGUGUUUAUCGACUGUCUGUCUUAACACAUCUGGACAGGUGUUAUUUUUCAUUUCAACGCCUGCAGAAUGAUUUGGUUUACACCCACUCAAUCACUUGAUUUUGAAACCAGUUAGUGAUUUGUCACAAUUCUGUGUCAGUUUUAAUCAACCAGAUUAUGCAGAUGACACUUACCUCCUUUGUGUUAGGUGUGUCUUUCGUGUUUUACUUUACAUCUCCGAUAUAGCUACUGGUUAUCCUGUACCCUACUUGUUGAUGAGGUAAUACUGAAAAUGGAGAGAGAAAUAUUGGAUUGGUUUUCUAAAACCUGAGCUGCUACUCAAGGGAUUAUUGAUCCCUUCCAUAUGGUGUAAGGCCUUUAAUUUUACGAGACAAUGCUGACAAGUGCUGCUGCUGUGUCCGAAUACCUCCACUCUGAAGUCCGACAGACAUUUUCCCUCUCUCCUCAUCAGACUUUGUUUUGUCAACAUUGUCCCAGAUGUUACCAUUUCAUUUGGAGUGUACCUUGUUAUCAUCACUGAUAGAAAUGGUGGCCAAAACUUUGUUAUAUCCAGAUUCUUUACAUCUUGAACCCAGUUCCAUUAAAUCUGGAAUUCUUUUUUACACAGAAUGAGAGGCGGUUGAUCAAAUCCAAGAUGAAUUGGCUGUCAAUCCGACAAUGCCGAGCAGAAAUUGGAGAAACACUAUGUAAGCAUAAUGAAUUGGAAUUCAUGGAUUGCACUGCUAGAUGUGUUACAUUUAAUGGGUGCCAAUGAGGAUAUUUUGAAUAUUUUAAAUUAGGGGUCUGACAUGGACCUCCAACUCGGUGCUGUGACUCCAUAUGUGGCUAAAGUGAGAACAUAAGUAACAAACAAAAAUUAUAAAUUAAAAAGUCAACCCCAAAAAAUGCUGCUGUGAAAUAGUACAAUAGUAACAUGAGAGAAGCUUCAUCUAAAUGUAACAAUGUGUUUAUUGUCAUGUUGUUUUUACAUGUUGCCUAUUGGAACUCAGUUCUUAAAAUGUGCAUUUAAAUGUGAACUAAAAAAAGACUGAGACUCGGUGCAUGAUCCCUAAGCUAAGCUUUUGUCUCGGUACCAUAUCCAAAAAAUGCUUCCUGGAUCAUGACUUCUUUGAACACUAACUCAGGGCUUGUUGUCCUAAUAUUUGUGGUUGACAGUGUUUGACAAGUGCUGCAUUCACACUUUGAUAGGAUCAGAGGACAGUGACUGCACCUAUGCUCCAUGAAAAUGAAUGAAAACAGAAUGGAAGCUAAGCCAUAAUACAAGAUGAGGGACUGUUCCACAGAAAGAGUACACUGUGUACUUUUCAUUGAACUUGACUCAAGCUUAUCCACAGACUGUCAAACAGAUGAAAGUGAAAGUCAGGAAGUGCCUGAAGGGUCUUUCUGGAGCAUGGAUUUUGGGUUAACCUCUCAUCUACAUCCUGGAAAAUCUAAACAUGAACAAAGUGUAAGGAGCCUGGAUGGAGCUGAGCUGGGACAAGCUAAUGGCAAGCACCACUGCUGACAUGCUUGAUAGGCUGUCAAUCUAGAAAACAUACCACAAAACAUACUGUAGAAGCCUUAAUACCUCUUUGGUAAAUGUUCACACUCCCAACAACGAUGCAAAGAAGGUGGGAAAAUAGCUCUAGAGAGCCAAACUUCUUGUGGAAAAAAGUACUGUAUUCCUGCUGAAAAUGUGGGUCAUUUUAAGCGGAUUUCUAUGCAGUUGGAAAUUUUUCACAGCCAGCAUCUAGUGGCCACCAAUGGUACCGCAGCUCCUGUGUGGUGACUGCUUGAGUGGACAAUGUUCUUCCCACAACGUACAGUACAUGUUCCAUUGAGGGAAAUGACAUGAGCUAGGUCACUGAUUGUAUAACAGUGACAUUAUGAUGGUCACAUUCACUUUUUCACAUACACUCCCCAAACUGUUAAUGUACUCACUACCUGUGUAUGCACAUAUUUUUCUGAUCCUACUGUUCACAUUACUAAGUGAAAAUCUAGGCUAGUGUGAAUGCAGCAAAAGCAAGGACUACAUAUGUUUUUAAAUGCUUCUAGGAACUACAAAAAUUUCAACGUUUAAAAAGAAAAUCAAGACAUGGAACAAAAAAGGCAUGCUAUGUUGCAAAACUAUAUUACAAUGUAUAUGGUGUUGAUUGUAAACAACUACAUGCUUCACAGGAUAAUGCUUACCACCAUUUUUUGUUUUUGUAAAACUGCCUGUGACGCACAAGCAGCUAGUGCUCUGUACUUGGACGUUGCUCACAUUAUGUCUCAUGCAACCAUUACAUGAAAUGUAGUGAUUGCCUUUUCGAAAUAAAGAUCACUGAAUGAUA
Molecule: messenger RNA, 5134 nt
Organism: Scophthalmus maximus (turbot)
Lineage: Eukaryota; Metazoa; Chordata; Actinopteri; Pleuronectiformes; Scophthalmidae
Product: potassium channel subfamily K member 10-like
Exons: 7
Coding region: 438-2162 (574 amino acids)
Biological process (GO): stabilization of membrane potential; potassium ion transmembrane transport
Cellular component (GO): membrane
Molecular function (GO): potassium ion leak channel activity
Source: RefSeq, a predicted model, not a curated record